This is a messenger RNA of Laccaria bicolor S238N-H82, 390 nucleotides long. RefSeq lists its product as uncharacterized. The record is from RefSeq and is a predicted model, not a curated record. The transcript has a single exon. Bases 1 to 390 code for a protein of 129 amino acids. NCBI's taxonomy places the organism in Eukaryota, Fungi, Basidiomycota, Agaricomycetes, Agaricales, Hydnangiaceae.
AUGACUGGAAUCCACUGGAAUCCACUGGACUCUGACUGGACUCAUAGUCCAGUGGACUGGGACUGGACUCAGGAAAGUGGCUGGGAGUCCAGUGGGACUCCAGUGGGAGUCCAGUGGACUGGACUGGACUGGACUGGACUCCAGUGGACUGGGCAUUCUGCCAGCCAAUCUGGCCUGGUAAGAGGGCCACUGGAAUCCACUGGAAUCCACUGGAGUCCACUGGAGUCCAUAUGGAUUACGUGGGGGAGGGUAAAGACCUCCAACCAUGUCAUUACUGUCCUUCAGCACAUGGACUUAGAGCUCAAGCUUUUCGAAGUUGUCAAUGCUGAGUACAAGACUGUUGCUGACUUGCUCAAAGAUUAUGAGGAAAUCGAGGCUUUUCUCGCUUAA